AUGUCGACACGUGAGUUUUGGGAAAAAUGGAAUGAAAUGCAAACAAAGCGAAUCAGAAGACGAGUUUUGGUAGACAUUCAAGCUAGAAUACGGAAUUGUGCAUCGAAUAAGGACAUAUUAGGAUCAUAUAGAAUGGAAGAACAACAAGAAGACCAUAAUAAUCAGUAUGUGAAGGUUUUGGAGAGAUUUCAGGCGUCGUAGGUGUAUACAGGGCGCAAGAGACAAAUACUAACACGAAUAGGGUGGCUCUCAAGAUAGGGCUCAUAGGAGACUCGCAGAUCGGCAAGACGUCAUUGAUGGUGAAAUAUGUUGAGGGAUCGUUUGAUGAAGACUACAUUCAGACUCUUGGGGUGAAUUUUAUGGACAAAAAGAUACAGAUCCGCAAUACUGUGAUAACGUUCUCGAUAUGGGAUUUGGGGGGACAGAAGGAGUUUAUCAAUAUGCUUCCGUUGGUGUCGAACGACGCUGUGGCGAUACUAUUUAUGUUUGACCUUACUCGUAAGUCGACGUUGAAUUCGAUAAAGGAGUGGUACAGACAGGUGAGGGGGUUCAAUAAGACGGCGAUUCCGUUCUUGGUAGGGACCAAAUACGACCAAUUUAUAGAUUUACCAUACCAGGACCAAAUGGAGAUUACCCAGCAGGCCAAAAAGUUCGGCCACGCCAUGAAGGCCCCCGUAAUAUUUUGUUCCACGAGCCACUCGAUAAAUGUUCAGAAGAUAUUCAAAAUCAUCUUAUCCAAAGCGUUUGACUUGCGAUUGAACUUGGACGAGAUAGUCAACGUUGGCGAGCCCAUCCUCCUAUAUAAAUAG
Molecule: messenger RNA, 809 nt
Organism: Debaryomyces tyrocola
Lineage: Eukaryota; Fungi; Ascomycota; Pichiomycetes; Serinales; Debaryomycetaceae
Source: the annotation of a GenBank genome assembly